This is a messenger RNA of Rubroshorea leprosula, 1496 nucleotides long. NCBI's taxonomy places the organism in Eukaryota, Viridiplantae, Streptophyta, Magnoliopsida, Malvales, Dipterocarpaceae. The record is from the annotation of a GenBank genome assembly.
AUAUUAACUUUACUUAUUGCAGAGUUCAUUUUCAGAGCUGGGAUUAUGUACACAACCAAUGAAAGUGAAGAUGGACCACAACUAAGGUCAAAUAUGUUCUCCUUGAGUGGGACUGGUUUUUUUGGUGCUGUGGGGCGUAGCAUAAACUUGGGGGGUCAAUCUGCUCUAGCAUUACGAUUACUUCUGGCAGUUUUCUCAUCGAAAAUCUCCUCUGAUGUCAACCGACCCUUCGGCGAUGAGGUUGUUUAUUCAAACAUAUUAAAGAGUCAUAAUACAUGUAGUGUCUACAAAAUUUAUGAAAUUUCUACCUUAGUUUAUGAAUCUUUGCAAAAUUUGCAGUUUCGUGCUGCUCGAAAAGCUUCUGAAGAAGUUGGUGCUCAAAUAGUUUUGGGGGAUCGGCCCAUUGAAAUAACUGUGGGUAGAUUUUGAUAACAUCCCCCAUACUAGCUCCUUCUCCUUUUUAAGUUUAGUUUUUCAUUUCUUCUUUUAAAUAUGCCCUUGCAGCUUGAAAGGGCUUGGAAUUCUCUGAAGUGGGCUGAGAAAGUUAGUUUAGUGCGCUCUGUUAUUCGUGGGAUAACAUCAUCAUCUGAUAUAUCCAGGAAUGAUCUAGAGGAACAGAAUACAGAUGACAGCACCUUUCAGCUUUAUGAGAGGCUAAGUUUCUUAUAUCCAUCACUUCUGCAACCCCUUAUACACGAGCGAGACACAGUGAGUACAUGUAUACUUGAACCGUAAAGAUCAUUGGAACCCUUUCUUGUAAAUUAGUCAGGCACACUCCAAAAUGAGAAACGAAAAUAGAUAGAGGGUAGCUAUCCAUGGAAAACUGCAGUUUGAAAUUCUAUGUUGAUAGCUUGUCAUGCAUUAUAAGUUUAAUUAUAGUCUCCUCAAAAUCCUAAUUUCAUUCCUUUCAUCUGGAUCACUCAACUUACAUUUGCUUUAUGUGAAUUCUGUUUAUUAAUUUUUCACUGAUGCCGAACAUGAUCACAUUAUAUCAUGCCUGUUAUGCUGACAAAAAACCAAAAAAGAGAUAUCAUGCUGGUUAUGUCAAUUUCUAGGAGGCCAUAAUUUGCCCUUUUAGAAAGGAAAGUGUUUUCCUUUGUUCUCUUACGAACGAACAUAUGCCUCUGUGUUUUCAGUAUCUUGCCUGGUCUUUAAAGCGGAGCAAAGCUGUCAAUAACUGCAAGAAGGUGGUAGGGGUAAUUGGAAAGGGACACAUGAAUGGCGUAGUAUACGCACUGAUAUCUGACCAAGGAAACUUGCGGUUCAGAGACCUUGCAGGGAAGAGACCAUCUGAAGUUGGGUCUAAUGGUUUGGUUGAAGGUAUUCUUAAGAGCUUGGUUAGAGACACCGUGAUUGGCAUUCUUUUGUGGGCAUUAUAUGAGCUUAUAAAGGAAGGAUCAUAGCAUGCAGUACUAAUAGAUAUACAUACAUAUAAUCUCGUAGCAUCAAAAUUCAUAUUGCAAAGAAAUGUUCAUAAAGAAAAAUAACAAAUGCUA